Molecule: messenger RNA, 2760 nt
Organism: Saimiri boliviensis boliviensis (Bolivian squirrel monkey)
Lineage: Eukaryota; Metazoa; Chordata; Mammalia; Primates; Cebidae
Gene: FSD2
Product: fibronectin type III and SPRY domain containing 2
Molecular function (GO): protein binding
Source: RefSeq, a predicted model, not a curated record
GCCCCACUUGCGGAACUCUGGUGUAUAACAGGCAGGGAUAGCCUGUGGGGCAUGCAGAGGUCACCAGGAAGGAAAGCCUGCUGAAUACAGAUUCAAUUUUCUAGCAGAACUCCAGGUCCUCUGAGUUAAAAGCAGCAUUUAUGGAUGCCUAGCAGGCAAGUUCUGGGGGCCCAAAUAUUCACUAUAAAGUAUCCAGGAAGGAUCUUUCUUGUAUAAAGGUGCUUCUGAGGACUUCCAGAGUUACAAUGGAGGAGGAAUCGGGGGAGGAACUAGGGUUGGACAGGUCUACUCCCAAGGAUUUCCACUUUUACCACAUGGACCUGUAUGACUCUGAAGACAGACUGCAGCUCUUUCCAGAAGAGAACACUAGGAUGAGGAAAGAAGUAGUCCAAGCUGAAAUGGCCAAUGAGUCAACAGGAGUGGGGGAUGGUAAUGCUCAAAGAGACCUUCGAGAGGAAGUGGAGGAACUUGUCCACUUACACGGACUUGAAGAUGAUCACGAAUUAGGGGAUGAGUUUGUUGAUGAAAACAUGCCCAGAAUGGGAGUUUCAGAAUAUCCUCCUUAUGGGUUGAAGAGGAGAGACCCAGCCAGGGAGCAGAGAGACUGGAGACUUAGUGGAGAGGCAGCGGAGGCCGAGGACCUGGGCUUUGGAGGGUGGGGCUCGGCAGGCCAGUGCCAGGACUUGCGGGAAGUCUACAGGUACACGCACGGCCGUGCUAGUGAGGAGUAUGAAUGCUAUGUCAUCCCCGAGGAAGAAGAUGAAGAAGAAGCUGCUGAUGUCUUCUGUGUCACUUGUAAAACUCCGAUAAGAGCUUUUCAGAAGGUUUUUGAUGAACAUAAGGAGCAUGAAGUGAUCCCACUCAAUGAAGCACUGGAAAGUGCCAAGGAUGAAAUUCACAAAAACAUGUACAAAUUGGAAAAACAGAUAAUCGAUAUGGAAAACUUUGCAAAUCACUUGGAGGAGGUUUUCAUCACUGUGGAGGAGAAUUUUGGAAAACAAGAACAAAACUUUGAGUCACAUUACAACGAGAUCUUGGAAACACUUGCUCAAAAAUAUGAAGAAAAAAUACAAGCUCUAGGGGAGAAAAAGAAAGAGAAGCUGGAAGCCUUAUAUGGACAACUGGUCAGCUGUGGAGAAAACCUAGAUACCUGCAAAGAACUGAUGGAAACAAUAGAAGAGAUGUGUCACGAGGAGAAGGUGGAUUUCAUAAAGGAUGCAGUGGCUAUGGCUGACAGACUCGGGCGAUUCCUGAAAACAAAAACAGACGUGGAAAUCUCUGCACAGCCUGACUUUGAAGACCAGAACUUGGAUUUCUCUGAUGUGGAGCAGCUGAUGGACUCCAUUAACACCAUUCCAGCUCCUUCUGCUCCAGUCAUAAAUCCGCAAGCCCCUAACUCAGCCACAGGUUCCUCAGUGCGAGUGUGCUGGAGCUUAUACUCCGAUGACACCGUGGAGAGCUAUCAGCUGUCCUACCGGCCAGUGCAGGACAGCUCACCUGGGAAGGACCAAGCAGAGUUUACAGUGACCAUCAAAGAAACAUAUUGCUCAGUGACAGACCUUGUGCCAAACACCCAGUAUGAAUUUUGGGUCACAGCUCACAACAGGGCUGGCCCGAGCCCCUCCAGCGAGCGUGCAGUGUACGUGACAGCGCCUUCUCCCCCCAUUAUAAAAACCAAAGAGAUAAGGAGCUGUGAAGAGGCUGUGCUGAUUUGCUGGGAGUCUGGGAACUUGAAUCCUGUGGACUCGUACACUGUGGAGCUGACCCAGGCUGAGAGUCCAGAAGCCUCAGGCGUAACUGAGUCUGUUGUGGGCAUCCCAACCUGUGAAACUCUGGUGCAGCUGCAGCCGGGACAGAGCUACAUUAUCUAUGUGCGAGCCCUCAACAUGGGGGGCCCCAGCGUGAGGAGCGAGCCCGCUACAGUCCACACCAUAGGAAGCUACUUUCGCCUAAACAAGGACACCUGCCAUCCCUGGCUGACAAUUUCUCAAGAUGGACUUAUGAUCGUACGAAGUGAAAGGAGUACCCCCACCAGAGAGCCACCACCCAGAGAUACCCACUUCACCAGGUGUGUUGCUGUCAUGGGAAAUCUAAUUCCAGUCCGAGGGCACCAUUAUUGGGAGGUGGAGGUGAAUGAGCAUUUCGACUACACAGUUGGUGUGGCCUUUGAAGAUGUCCCUAAAAAGGAGGAUUUGGGAGCAAACUGCCUGUCCUGGUGCAUGAGGCACACAUUUGCAUCAUUGAGGCAUAAGUAUGAAUUUCUACACAACGGAACAACUCCAGAUAUAAGAAUAACAGUUCCUCCAAAGAAGAUUGGCAUUCUACUAGACUACGAAAAUUCAAAGUUGUCAUUUUUCAACGUGGACCUUUCUCAGCAUCUAUACACAUUUAGUUGUCAGCUUCACAAAUUUGUGCAUCCCUGUUUUUCUUUGGAAAAGCCUGGGUGUCUAAAGAUACAUAAUGGCAUUUCAAUGCCAAAACAUGUCACUUUCUAUUAGAACAUUCUGAUGUCCAGUUUCCUAUCUUCCAAGCCUACCCCUCUCACAGCCACUCAUGCCUUAGCUGGUUGAACUUGGCAUUCAAGCACCAUGUGCCCAGCAUAAUUUAUGGCUCAUGUUAUUAUCUGACAGAAGGUGUGCUAGUGCUCAUUUCACCCAACCUAGAUUUUAGUCCAGUGUGCUGCUACCUGAGUGAUGCUCAGAUGGUCGUUACCAGGCCCAGCUGUAAAAUAAAGGCUCAAACUAAAUGAACUCAAAAGUC